GCCGCCGGCCGUGAGGAGGAGCGAGGAGCGCUAAGAUGGCGGCGGCGGCGGUGUUGGAGUUCCAGCGCGCGCAGUCCCUGCUGUCCACCGACCGCGAGGCGUCCAUCGGCAUCCUGCACUCCAUCGUGAAACGCGACGUCCAGGAGAACGAUGAGGAGGCGGUGCAGGUGAAGGAGCAGAGCAUCCUGGAGCUGGGAUCGCUGCUGGCCAAGACGGGGCAGGCAGAAGAGCUGGGGGGGCUCCUGAAGUACGUGCGGCCGUUCCUGAACUCCAUCAGCAAGGCCAAGGCUGCACGCCUGGUGCGCUCCCUGCUCGACCUGUUCCUCGACAUGGAGGCGGCCACGGGCCAGGAGGUCGAUCUGUGCUUGGAGUGCAUCGAGUGGGCCAAGUCUGAGAAGAGGACCUUCCUCCGCCAGGCUCUGGAGGCCCGGCUGGUCUCGCUGUACUUCGACACCAAGCGGUACCAGGAGGCGCUGCAGCUCGGCUCGCAGCUGCUCCGGGAGCUGAAGAAGAUGGACGACAAAGCGCUGCUGGUGGAGGUGCAGCUGCUGGAGAGCAAAACGUACCACGCGCUCAGCAAUCUGCCCAAGGCGCGGGCAGCGCUCACCUCCGCGCGCACCACCGCCAACGCCAUCUACUGCCCCCCUAAGCUGCAGGCUGCGCUGGACAUGCAGUCAGGGAUCAUCCACGCGGCGGAGGAGAAGGACUGGAAAACGGCCUACUCGUAUUUCUAUGAGGCGUUUGAGGGCUACGAUUCCAUCGACAACCCCAAAGCCAUCACGGCCCUGAAGUACAUGCUGCUCUGCAAGAUCAUGCUCAAUGCCCCUGAGGACGUGCAGGCGUUGGUGAGCGGCAAGCUGGCGCUGCGCUACGCGGGGAGGCAGACAGAAGCACUGAAGUGUGUGGCUCAGGCCAGCAAGAACCGCUCGCUGGCGGACUUUGAGAAGGCACUGACGGACUACAAAGUGGAGCUCCGGGACGACCCCAUCAUUAACACUCACUUGGCGAAGCUCUACGAUAACUUAUUGGAGCAGAACCUGAUCAGAGUCAUCGAGCCCUUCUCCCGAGUGCAGAUGGAGCACAUCUCCGGCCUCAUCAAGCUGUCCAAGGCGGACGUGGAAAGGAAACUCUCCCAGAUGAUCCUGGACAAGAAGUUCCACGGUGAGGCCCCGAAGCGCUGCACCCCUCGGGGUGCCGCAGGGGAUCCUGGAUCAGGGGGAGGGGGUCCUCAUCAUCUUCGACGAACCCCCCGUGGACAAAACGUACGAAGCCGCCCUGGAGACGAUCCAGAACAUGAGCAAAGUGGUGGAUUCGCUGUACAACAAAGCCAAGAAGCUGACAUAGGUGAGGGGAGCGCGGCGGCGCUUCGCAGGAGAGCUCCGUGCCCCCCCACCGCCCCCCGUCGUGCGGAGGCGGCGCUGCGCAGCGCUGCGCUGUGUGACGGCGGCGCCGAACCCCGCGGGAGCCGUUUCGUUUCGUUCCACUUUUCGCUCGGAAAGUUUUUAAUCCCCCCUCCCGCCGCAGUUCCGGCGGUGCCGCCCCCCCUCGGCGCCCCUCCCCGCCCGCACAGCGCCUCGGCCGAACGCAGCGCGGAGCGGCGGCCGCUCCGGGCGGUGGGGGCCGUUCUGUGCCCUCUGCUCUGCGCCCCCCGCUGCUGCUGGGGAUGCGGCCCGGCUGCCCCCCCCCCCCAUCCCCACCCCCUCCUCGGCCCCGGAGCCGCCGUGCAGUGCUGGAUGUCCCACACCGCCCCCAUUCCUCAUCACUGCAUCCCCCCCCCCAUCCCCCCCGGUCACUGUGUGGGUUUUGGGCACCGCCGCUGCGUCCGAACGGUUCCGUGCUGCCCACCUCCGCUGUAUCUGAUGUUCAGAUGAGUUCCAAUAAAAUGAGGGUUUUUUGGUUUGGGUUUUUUUCUCUUUCAA
Molecule: messenger RNA, 1919 nt
Organism: Gallus gallus (chicken)
Lineage: Eukaryota; Metazoa; Chordata; Aves; Galliformes; Phasianidae
Gene: PSMD11
Product: proteasome 26S subunit, non-ATPase 11
Exons: 13
Coding region: 36-1871 (611 amino acids)
Biological process (GO): ubiquitin-dependent protein catabolic process
Cellular component (GO): proteasome regulatory particle, lid subcomplex
Molecular function (GO): structural molecule activity; protein binding
Source: RefSeq, a predicted model, not a curated record